This is a messenger RNA of Mycotypha africana, 1296 nucleotides long. RefSeq names its product pyridoxal phosphate-dependent transferase. The record is from RefSeq and is a predicted model, not a curated record. The transcript has 5 exons. Bases 1 to 1296 code for a protein of 431 amino acids. Gene Ontology annotation, molecular function: pyridoxal phosphate binding; transaminase activity. Gene Ontology annotation, biological process: biosynthetic process. NCBI's taxonomy places the organism in Eukaryota, Fungi, Mucoromycota, Mucoromycetes, Mucorales, Mycotyphaceae.
AUGGAUUAUUCAAAAUUCUUGAGCGAACGUAGCAAACUCAGACAACCAUCAGCAACACGAGCUUUGGCCCCUUUUCUUCAUCAAAAAGACUUGAUAUCUUUAGGUGUAGGUCAGCCUAAUCCUGAUACCUUUCCUUAUGCCAGCAUGAGUGUUACAUUAAAGACAGGAGAAACAUUAAAUAUUGAUGAGCAAUUGUUCAGCCGUGCCUUGUCUUAUGAUAAUACUCAAGGGCUACCGCACUUGAAUGAAUGGUUGUGCCAACUUCAAAAAAUCGAACAUAACCCACCUGUAGAUUUCACACUCUCUAUCGGUACAGGCUCGCAGGAUCUUCUUACAAAGACCUUCGAAAUGUUACUGAAUGAAGGCGAUCCAAUUCUGAUAGAGAGCCCUUCCUACACUGGUUGUUUAUCCUUUCUCAAAACUCUCAACUGUAACUUUGUAGAUGUCAUGACAGAUGCCUAUGGUAUCAUACCCGAACAAUUGGAAAAGAUCCUGGAGGCCUGGCCUGAAAGCGAUCCUAGCGGUAGACAAAACCAGCCAAAACCUCGCUGCUUGUACACCAUUCCAAGCGGAGGUAAUCCCACUGGCGCGACAUCAACAAUAGAGCGAAAACGAGCCAUUUACGAUAUUUGUCACAAGCAUGAUAUAAUUAUUAUUGAAGACGACGCCUAUUACUACCUUCAAUUUACAGUUGAGCGAGUGCCUUCUUACUUGUCCAUGGAUGUCGAUGGUCGUGUCGUUCGCUGCGAUAGCAUGUCAAAAAUUCUCUCUUCAGGUUUAAGAUUGGGCUGGGUUACAGGUCCUAAACCUCUCAUCGAACGAAUCAACCUACAUACCAUGGGUACAAACCUUCAGCCUUCUGGGAUUCCUCAAGUGAUGGCCUAUCAACUUCUUGCCCAUUGGGGUCACGAAGGUUUCUUUCAUCAUGUGAAGAAUGUAGCAGCCUUUUACCGACAGAAACGAGAUGACUUUGUGGAGUGUUUAGAUCGUCAUAUGAAAGGACGCGCAACAUGGGCCGUUCCCUCUGCUGGCAUGUUUUUCUGGGUGCGGCUCCUCGGUGGUAUUAACGAUUCCGAGGACCUCAUUAUGAACAAAGCAUUAAAACAGAAGGUGCUGGGCCUCCCUGGUGUCAAGUUCAUGCCUCAUGAAAGCAAAACAGAAUAUAUUCGACUGUCUUAUAGUAAUGUCUCAAAGGAAAAUAUGGAUGAAGCCCUUCGUAGAUUAGCAUUGGUGAUUGACCAAGAGGCUGAAGUGAAUGGACUCAAAAUAGAAGACUUGGGCCGCUCGGAUCAAUAG